This is a messenger RNA of Cydia amplana, 1137 nucleotides long. RefSeq lists its product as uncharacterized. Lineage: Eukaryota; Metazoa; Arthropoda; Insecta; Lepidoptera; Tortricidae. Gene Ontology annotation, molecular function: flavin adenine dinucleotide binding; iron ion binding; oxidoreductase activity. The record is from RefSeq and is a predicted model, not a curated record. The transcript has 6 exons. Bases 1 to 1137 code for a protein of 378 amino acids.
AUGGAUAGAGUGAAUUUCACCAUCAAUGGGAAACCAUUUAGCGCGGGCGCGGAGGUGUCAGUGGACACGACGCUGACCGAAUACAUCCGGCGCUGCGCGGACCUGCGCGGCACCAAGUACAUGUGCCUGGAGGGCGGCUGCGGCGCGUGCGUCGUCCACGUGCGCGCGCGCACUGCCACCGGCGAGCGACUCGCCUUCUCUGUCAACACGUGUCUUGUUGCUGUCCUGUCCUGCGAGGGCUGGGAUAUUACGACCAUAGAAGGAAUCGGAAACAGGCAGAAGGGCUACAACAUAAUACAAACUCGACUUAACAACUACUUUGGCUCGCAAUGUGGAUACUGUAGCCCUGGAUUCGUUAUGAGCAUGUACAGUCUAAUCCAAGGCAGUGAGCUUCAUUUAACUGAAGAACAGAUAGAGAAGUCGUUUGGCAGCAAUCUCUGCAGGUGCACCGGCUACCGGCCCAUCCUGGAGGCUUUCAAGUCGUUCGCGGUGGACCCUGACCCGAAAAUCCUCCAAAAAAUAAAGGACAUCGAAGAUAUUGACAACUUAGUUUGUCCAAAAUCGGGAGUUAAAUGCGGUGGAACUUGUGGCAACAACGAUCAAGACUGGUGUCUGGUCGAUGCACAUGUUAUGGAUAAAGAGGAGCCCGUGCCGAAGAAGAUAUCAUUGUCCGAUGGCAGGUUAUGGUUCAGAGUAAAUAACAUCAAAGCCAUAUUUGAAUCUCUUGAUCAAGUGAACGGCUAUAGCAACUACAUAUUCGUUGCUGGUAAUACGUCUAAAGGAGCAUACCCCAUCAAGUUUUACCCUAAAGUGCUAGUAGACAUAAGUGGUGUCGCCGAGUUACGCUCCCACUAUCUAGACGUCAACUUGGUUCUUGGAGCUAACACGACGAUUACUGACACAAUCAAUUUGUUUGAUGAACUAAGCAAAACCAAUGCCGACUUUUUGUACUUGCAAGUGUUGAGAAAACAUUUAGAGGAAGUUGCUCACAUACCUGUUCGGAAUGACCUGGUAAGAGUGAAUGAGAUUCGUGAUCUUGGAGUAGUCAUAGACGACAAGCUAUCAUCUAUCUUAGCUAAGUCUUUUAAACAACUGGGUAUGAUCCUGCGAAUUGGUAAACCUUUCACGAAUCUAUAA